Messenger RNA from Aphanomyces astaci, 1199 nucleotides. RefSeq lists its product as hypothetical. The coding region runs from base 1 to 1080 and encodes 359 amino acids. The transcript is spliced from 6 exons. NCBI's taxonomy places the organism in Eukaryota, Oomycota, Saprolegniomycetes, Saprolegniales, Verrucalvaceae. Gene Ontology annotation, biological process: dephosphorylation. Gene Ontology annotation, molecular function: phosphatase activity. The record is from RefSeq and is a predicted model, not a curated record.
AUGGCUCGGACUCUGCGCCUCGUGCAAGUCCUUCACCGCCAUGGCGACCGCAGUCCACUGCACAACGUCUUCCGCGGCGGCACGUCAACGCAAUUCCAGGCAGAAGAUGCCUUAUGGACAACAAAGCUGCAGGAACCUGUGACUACGAGGGGCAUCUAUGGGGAGCUCACCACGGUUGGAGUUGCUCAAAUGCAGGCCCGCGGACUCAAGUUGAGAGAUCGGUACCUCGCACUAGGCUGGACCUUGGACGACAAGGUUGAUAUCCACGUGCGAAGCACGCAUUACGUCCGCACCCAACGAAGCGUCCAAGCGCUGUUGUCGCGCUUUGUGCCACAUGUGCAUGACCAGCUUCCAUUGGAGAUCCUACCGCCGUCCGUCGACUACAUCAAUGCGUACAAUGCGAAUGCCGCGAGCAUCAUGCCACUCAAGACCCAUUUGGUGGAAGCCCAUGCCGCUCUGGCCGCUCGAGAAGCGCACAUGGCGCCAGUCCAGACAGAGUUGCGGCGACUGCUACCCAUGUUUGCUUCGUCCGCAGAGUCAUUUUCGUGGAUGAAGGCAGCCGAUUACUUUGUGUGCCGUCAAGCGCACAACAUUCCCUUGCUUCCGCAUACCGAGGAGUUGGCCGACGCUACUACCCAGCACUUGGCGUAUCGAUUCCACGAGUUUUACACGUACGCGCCCAUCUUAACACGAGUGAGUGGCCCGUUGGUCGUGCAACUGGUGACGGAGAUGCAACGUGUGAUGCCAUCUCGUGACGUACCCAAUGCGACCGAUCUCAGCGUCGAACGGGUGGUGGUGUACAGUGGCCACGAUGUGUCGUUGCUGGCGUUGCUGAACGCGUUGCACUCGUCGACGCAGCCAACAACCAAGACGGUCGUUGAUUGGCCAGACUAUGGCGCUGCAGUGACCAUCGAGUUGUAUGACGAACAAGGCAAUAGUGACCAGUGGAUGGUUCAAGUGACUCUGGACGGGUCACCCGUGGCCCCACCCGUGGACGCCCAACGCUUUUGUCACGAUUUGUUACAGACAGUGUUGCUGCCGAACGAUCUCGACGAGAAUGACGUAGUUGUGCCGAAAUAAUGUGCGAUGGAUUGUGCGUAGUAUGAACAGCGACAUACGUACUCGAAGUAAAUAACUAUCAAUUUAGAAAACGUUAGGAUAGCUUUAACGUCAGAUUAACCUCGAUACGAAAAAAUCAC